Messenger RNA from Eimeria mitis, 714 nucleotides. Its product is annotated as SAG family member. NCBI's taxonomy places the organism in Eukaryota, Apicomplexa, Conoidasida, Eucoccidiorida, Eimeriidae. The record is from RefSeq and is a predicted model, not a curated record. The transcript is spliced from 5 exons. The coding region runs from base 1 to 714 and encodes 237 amino acids.
AUGGAUCCAACACAUUUUUGGGGGACAGCAGUGUGCCUCGGCGAAAUCAACGAUGCGCGCGAAGCCGCUGGGCUCGCACACUUCGGAGCGGCCAGUGAUGGAGAAUUUGCGUGGCCUACAACUAACGCCGAUGACAACGAACAGACGAGCGAAGCCUGGGAUCCUGUCUGCGACGCUCUGAUAGCAAAAGACUCAGGAGAAGAAGCAAAAAAGGGCGCAGGCACAAGUGAAUUUAAAACUGGUACAUACGCCUUCAUGGCCUUAUCAACGGACCAGGUGGACUGCGCCGCCGCUGUGGACCACUGGCAGGAUGCCCUGAACAACUUCACUUCCCUUCCUCCAUCGAAGGCUGAUGGAAAAGACCUCUACGACAAACCAGAGAACGUCUCUUUUGUUGCAAUGUACAACCCUUCAGGCAGUGCAGCUGCUGACUGUCGAGUCGUUACCUGCACAGCUCGUCAAUCCGAAUUGUCCAACUUACGGAGUAGUAAUGAAGCAAAGACAGGCUAUGCUCUACUGUGCUUGACCACUCCUGACCCAGCGCUGCUCCCUUCUCGUAAGUUUUCCGCCAACUCUUGCAGUGUAACAAUUGCACACAGCGCUGGCGAUGACCAGUGGAGUAAGAUCAAGGCAUCCCUCACAGGCUCAGCCUCAGUCGCCGCCCCGAGUCUCAUUGCCUUUGCUAUUGCUGCCCUUGGCCUUGCUGCCUUUUGA